AUGGCAUCUCAGGAACGCGAGGGACUAGAACGGACCAAAUCAGAAGAGGAGAUACUGGAAAGAUUGUCCCACGUGGUGGAAAUUUCAGAUGAAGACCGUAUAUUCCCACCAGAAACUCACUUCCUACCUCUAACCGGUAAUGAUUCUGGACUUUCAGGGCUCCAGCACAAGGCAGUAAAGCCUCUAGCCCCUCCUACGCUAGAAAUUCCGCCAACUUACUUUCCGUCUGAGACAUCCAUCGAUUCUGCAAAGUUGUUCGCUCCUUCUACUCAACCUUUAUCUGCACGAGUUUCAAAAUGCCUGUCACCCAACCAACUUGAUUCAGGGCAAGAAGCCAUAAUAAGUUUCUCAGAAGAACCAUACGACGAUUCCGCACACGAUGUGUUUACCGAACAGCGGCCUGCUACACCACUGGGUGUAUUAAACCCACCAUUUCCAGAUCCCGGUGAAGAUCAUGGAUCACCGGAUCCAUUAUUCAAACCUAGUGUGUACCUUGGAACAUUAAGACAACCAAACCGGAAGCUUGGCGAUAGGAACGUUAUAUACGCAACUAUGAGUAAAAGUGCGGUAUCCCACAACUGGACUUCUCCCGUUGUACUGACCGCUCACAAAGUGAAUAAGUAUGGAGCACAUUGUAAACUUGACCGACAACCCAGAGUCAAGUUUGAGGAAAUUGAUUUUCGUGAAGAUCUAAAAGAUAAAUGUCAGACAUACGAAGCAAUGAGGGAACUUGUCGAGCGCAGGAUCAGUGGAUGGUACGAAACAUGA
Molecule: messenger RNA, 768 nt
Organism: Botrytis fragariae
Lineage: Eukaryota; Fungi; Ascomycota; Leotiomycetes; Helotiales; Sclerotiniaceae
Exons: 1
Coding region: 1-768 (255 amino acids)
Source: RefSeq, a predicted model, not a curated record